Molecule: messenger RNA, 1359 nt
Organism: Arabidopsis thaliana (thale cress)
Lineage: Eukaryota; Viridiplantae; Streptophyta; Magnoliopsida; Brassicales; Brassicaceae
Product: DHHC-type zinc finger family protein
Exons: 7
Coding region: 192-860 (222 amino acids)
Cellular component (GO): plasma membrane
Molecular function (GO): protein-cysteine S-palmitoyltransferase activity; palmitoyltransferase activity
Source: RefSeq, marked reviewed
AUGAAAGCUUCUGUGUCAAGAAGAAGGUUACUUUAAAUCUGUAUCAAUAUCAGCUCCACGACGGCGAUUCGUCGUUGUCCUCCGAACCAAGCAAACUCCGAUCCCUCACCGUGGCUCCGGAUAUUUUACGGCGGUUGUUCCCGGCUCGGACUCGAAGAAUUGUCCGGAUUCUCCCUUUGACCAGGCUGGAGAUGAACCUUUUCCGGUUCUGCUCCGGUCUGAAAGUCCUCGGCUAUUUCAUGAUCCUUCUUGUCGUCGCCGUCGUUGGUGUAUCUUACUACGCCGUCGUAGUUAGCACAUGGUGGCCGAUCUUGAUCCGCGGAGACCAUGGAGCUUUAUCCGCCCUCGCUGCCUUAAUCAUCUUUGUUUUCCAUUUCCUGCUGAUAAUGCUGUUGUGGAGCUACUUCACAACAGUUUUUACAGACCCAGGUUCUGUUCCUGAGCAUUUCAGAAGAGAAAUGGGAGGUGGUGACAGUUUGGAGGCUGGUACUUCGACAGAUCAAGGAGCUUUUGGCUCUUUAGGUUACUGUACCAAAUGCCGGAAUGUUAAGCCGCCUCGUUGCCAUCAUUGUUCUGUGUGUCAAAGAUGUGUUCUUAAGAUGGAUCAUCAUUGUGUUUGGAUUGUAAACUGUGUUGGAGCACGCAAUUACAAGUUUUUCCUUCUCUUUCUGUUCUAUACUUUUCUUGAGACAAUGUUGGAUGUUAUUGUCUUGCUUCCUAGUUUCAUUGAAUUCUUCAGCCAAGCUAUAAAGCAUUCUUCUUCUCCGGGUAAACUGGCCUCUCUCGUUCUGGCAUUCGAUUCUAUCCCCUUGAUGCAGUUCUUAACUUUGCGUUCGUUCUCAGCCUUCUUUGUUUCGUAGUCAUGCAUAUUUCUCUUCUCUCAUCCAACACUACUUCAGUUGAGGUUCAUGAGAAAAAUGGAGAAGUCAGAUGGAAAUAUGACUUAGGAAAGAAGAAAAACUUCGAGCAGGUUUUUGGGAAGAAGAAGGCGUUUUGGCUCCUCCCAUUGUACUCUAAAGACGAUAUCGAUAACAUAACUUCCCUUGAAGGCCUUGAAUUUCCAACUUGUUCUGACAUCGACCCUUGAUUGAAAGUUGAAACAAAAUCAAUCAAUCAUAUUCGAAACAGCCUUCAACUGCACUCCAAUGUAGAUAACUCUCUACUCAAAAAGAAUUCUCAUUGCCAAUUGUUGUUGUAUUAUUGUAAUUGAUUUGAUUCAUUUCUUUGCUUCUUGUUGAAAGUCUAAGUUCGUUUGACAUCUUCAGACUGUAAUGUUAUGUGAUGAGACCCAGUGAUAACUUGUUGUAUAAGUAAACAACGUUGCACAAGGGCUAGGGAAAGCAAAAACACCAAAUCUGA